CCAGUUCAGAUAUCAAUGCAGUGUGCUAAAAUCUGGACGAUUUUGUUUGCGACGACCUCGCAUUUUCCAUUUGAAAAACUUGUCGAUCCGUCAAAAACAGCUGCUAAUAAUUUGUUAACGAAGAGACUGAGCUCCACCAUGCCAGCACCAGACUUUGACCUCAUUCCGUUUGUCAGAUCAAUUCGUUUGAAUCAUCCAAAAGAGGAUUAUGAGGAACUUAUGGAUGCUAUUGGUUCUGCGCGAGUGGUCUGUAUUGGGGAUGGCAGUCAUGGCACAUUAGAAUUCUACCGGGAGCGUGCGUACAUUACCCAGCGAUUGAUUGCCGAAAAGGGGUUCAACGCUGUGGUUGCUGAAGCCGACUGGCCCGACGCCAUUACCAUCAAUCGAUAUGUGCAGAAUACAUCUAAAACUCCAAUCAAGGGAGCUGUAGACGCCCUAAAGGACUUCAAGCGGUUUCCGCUCUGGAUGUGGCGUAACGAAGUUAUGGUGCCCUUCAUUAAAUGGCUUCGCCUUUGGAACGACAAAAUUGCCCAUCAAGGCGGUGGUCUCUUUGACAAAGCAUGCUUUUUCGGCAUGGACAUGUACAGUCUUCACGCCUCUGCCGCGGCCGUCAUUGAAUAUCUCCAGAAAGUUGAUCCGAAAGCCGCCCAAAAAGCUCGGGAACGGUACGGCUGUUUCCACCGUUUCGGCACCGAUACCACGAAAUAUGCAUUUGCCGUGCGGUACGGUAUAAGCGAGGGUUGCGGUCAAGAAGCUGUCAAAGUUCUACAAGAUCUGUUGGAAAAACGUCUGCAAUACGUCAAAGAGAACUGCAAUUCGGCCGAGGAAGAGCAAUUCAUUGCUGAGAUGAAUGCUCUGGUCGUGAAGGAUGCCGAAGAAUACUACCGUUGUAUGCUCGACGAGGACGUCAUUACUUGGAACCUGCGGGACCAACACAUGGUCGAUACUCUCGAAAGAGUAAUGGAAUGGAUUGAUCGGCACAAAAGCCAGGACCAGAAAUCAAAGGUCGUCGUUUGGGCCCAUAAUAGCCACUUGGGUGAUGCCAGGUACACGGAUAUGGGUCGGAGGAGAGGGGAAGUCAACGUUGGACAGCUCUGCCGGGAGAAGUUUGGAGAGGACAAUGUGUUUAAUAUUGGGUUUACGACAUAUAAAGGAACCGUGACCGCUGCUCAUGAGUGGGAUACACCUGGCCGUAUUAUGGAUGUCAAUCCAGGCCGUCAAGAUGCGUAUGAAGGCCUGAUGGAGCGUUCAUUGCCUCAUAUCAAAAAUUGUCUCCUCCUCACCCAUCGCAUCGAUCCAAAAACAGGGAAAAAGAUUCCAAUUGAUGAACAACUCAAUAGGUACUUGGAUAACCCUCUGAGAUUGGAGCGCUUCAUAGGAGUAAUUUAUCGACCCGCCACGGAAAGGUGGAGUCAUUAUUCAUCAUGUGCGUUGGCUAGCCAGUUUGAUGCGCUGGCGCAUUUGCGUGUCACGAACGGGAUACGGCCUCUGGAUAAGACUGCCCACUUCCCGGAUGCUUCACCAGAUGUACCAGAGACCUUCCCAUUUGCCAUGUAAUGGGUGCAAUCCUUCGAGGACUUGUAUAGCUUUAUUGCUAGACAGCAUGAUUGCCUUCCUGUAUAUUCAUUUUCAAUUUGCAUUUGCUGCUCUA
Molecule: messenger RNA, 1651 nt
Organism: Spizellomyces punctatus DAOM BR117
Lineage: Eukaryota; Fungi; Chytridiomycota; Chytridiomycetes; Spizellomycetales; Spizellomycetaceae
Exons: 8
Coding region: 16-1557 (513 amino acids)
Biological process (GO): response to antibiotic
Source: RefSeq, a predicted model, not a curated record